UACAAAUAUUUUAGGAGAAAUGAACAAAGUAUGUCUGUUCUAGUAAAGUGGAUUUGAUGAAGGAGCAUCCCUGAGCGUGUCACCGCAAACUCUGUAAAUAACUUCUUCCACGCCUUUUUCCUAUUGAUAUCCUAUAUAAAUAGAUUGAAGCCGGGAGGAGGACUGUCAGAAGGAGAACAAAAAUUGGAGAAAGCCCCACGCUCUAGAUCCUCGCUGCUAAACGUGCCGCGAAAGAUGUUAUGGAGAAUGGCAACACAUUAAAUAACAUAAAUGAGACAAGAUUUAACGGACUUAUCAGUGGAACAGAUAAGAUGACAGUAGUCUACAAAGUGCCGCCCUACUCACAUCCCAACAAACGGCCCAUACAGUCAGUUGGUGGGACUUCUUCUCAAGGAAAUAGUGUAACGAUGAUGGAGGGGAGAGGACAGCACAUGUCCGGGACAGUCCCAACAAUUAUUCAACAAACUUCUCCCCAGCCGAACAAUAUUCCUCAACUACAUUCCCAACAAACCUUGUAUUCCACUAGCCCCAACAAGGUUCCCCAAGCUCAGAAGAUGGUGCUGCAGCUCCAACGGGAUCCAAAAACAGGAAACCUAAUGAUGCUGAACAACCAGCCCAUUCGCCCUCAGACAGUCAUCCAGAUGGACAAUCAGGGUGGGCCGGCAACAGGUCAACAGCAGGCUCAACAGGUGGCUAAUCAUGGGUAUCACCCGGGGCGGCACCUUCACCACCAGCUCCAGCUUAAACACUUGCCGCAGGGCGGUGGUCCGGGAGUGACUCAGCUAACCCACGCUCCAGUAGUUCAGCAAGCAUCACCCCAACGACCGCAGAUAAUCCAACCUCGUCCCCCACAAGCCUACCAACAACAGGCGCCCCGGCCCCAACAGCAGUCCUAUCAGCCUAACUACGAGAACAUGACCUACACACGAACCUACCCACAAACCAACCAACAGUCGUACCAGUACAACUACCAGACUCUGCGGCCGGUCACACGUUACGUCACCCCCCAGUACCAGCAGCACAUGUUGGUGCAGAACAACAUGCGCCCAGGAACCCAGACUGUGGCUCCAGCCCAGGUCAUGACGUCACAGCCCCGUUUUCCUUUUCAGAACCACGUGUUGUCUACCAGCCGCGCUGUUACCACGGAGCGACUUUCUCAUUUCGACUACGGCGAGCAAGAUGAGGUAUCGAACAAUCGGCCUGGUUUUCCCCGGACCUCGUCCUAUCAACAAGUUAUCGAAAACGAGGACAAGUCAACGUUACGUGUAUCACAUGCCGGUCACGUACCUUCUUACAACCCUGUAUUUGUGGGACCUCAACCUGCUCAGAUCAUAGGACAACUCCGGCCUAACCAGACCUUUGUAUCUCAACCUAACAUUAUCUCAACCCAGUCCAGUACCCAUUUCCGUGCCACUUCAGUUCAGCAACCCUAUGUUGUCCGAAACCAAAUCAGGAACUCCGCACCCCUCCAACAAACAGCCGGUCUCCCAAACCGAGCUCCCAAUGUUGUAGCGACUCCCGCGCAAUCCUCCUCAACAGACUACUCGGCGGUGCGGCCUGUCAUCCUCACGGCUCAGCAGGCUGGCCAGACCUUUCAGAGCAGUCCUGUUGUGGUGCAAAUAAACGGAGGGAAAAGUAUCAGAGGUUCCAUCGUCUCCCUGAAUACCCAACAACAACAACAACAACAACAACAACAGCCACAACAGCCAGCUAAACAGAUAAAUCCAGCUACUUCUACUCAUGUUUAUUUUACAAUUCCUCAAGGUAACGGUGCUGCUAAGUUCAUUAAAACUCCCAAUGGACAUCUGAGGCCUGUCAAUGGAGUUGCUAUCCAGAACUCUCUCUCCCAAUCCAAAAUGUACACAGUGCGCUAUGUUAACCCCAAAUCGGAGGACGGUAAAACUAAACAGUUUACUAUCUACUCUCCCAUAGCUCCGUCUAAUAAUAACGUAAAGAUACUAACUUCUCAGUCCUCAAAGCCGUCAGAAAAGAUUCUGCUCCCAAAAGGAGGCACCCUGUCAGCUCAGGAACAGAACAGGAAGCGGAAGUUGACGCCGACCAAGGCAGGGAUAUCCUCCUCUCAGCAACCCAACAAGUUGACCAGGAUAGAGCCUAAACCUCACCAGACUGCUGCUUCAUCACAACACAACGAACUUAUACAGAGGGUAAACAAAUCAUUGGAAGGAGAUCGUGAGGCUGUCCAAAGACCAGACUGUAACACUCCCUUUGAAUCAUUCCCGGACGCUUUUAGAAAACUUAUGAAAUACCACAUCUUCUUUGAGCCGGACACAAAGGAUUCCUAUCUUAAAAGAGUUGACAAGUUGCAUGACGAAGUAUCACAAAAGUUAGAUAAAAGAAAGGAGAAUCUUUUCAACAAGUACUACAGUCGAAUCAUGGCGGAUGUUGCUAGACCUAUGCCGAAUUACGCCGAAAGCUCUGUUGCUGUGUCUUUGCUGCAACAGAAAGUCCCUCAAGACAAAGAGGAACUGCAAGAACUCAAGGAUGAAAUCCGUAAGGCUAAGGCUGAUAAAGCGAGAGAGGAGCAGAGGGAAAGUGAAAAUAUUUCUCCCGACCCUGAAGGAGAGUUUGACUGAGCAAUUCGCCACUGUUCAUGCACUGUGUGCAGAUGAAUUCAACCGGACAAAACUGAGGAUGCUUUGAGUUAACUCUUAAUGACGAACGGAUUCUAUCAUCAACUCUCCGAAUAUACUUAAUUAUGCUCAGUUUUUCGCAAAAUUGCGAUUCGAAUGCGAGAUUUUACAGGCGAGAUUGUGCGUAAAUAUUCUUUUAAUUUCGCGCUUUUUGAUUUAGGGUAUGCUCUACUUAAAUAAAUUUGUUUUGUAAUUGUUCUUCUUAAAGAAAAUUGAUAGUCGAGUUAAGAUACAUUUGUUGUAUGUAGGUAAAAGUUUUAUAUACCUCAAAGAAGCAGGUUGAGACCAUCCUCAAUUGCCUUAAAACAAGAUUAACCAGAUCCAAUGUUGCUUUCAAUGUAUGAUAAUUUGUCUAAGAGUGUAAGAUUGCCGGUUCAUCAAACAAUUUAUAUUUUGAGUUCUUGUUUCCAGCUUUAAUAAUUAACAAGAAUAAUCUGACAUAAUUUAGCACUUCUCGACAUGGGCCCAUUACGGAUAGUGGGGAAGUUAUGAUGCUGAUAUUAUAUUUAUAUAUGUAUGAUUUUGCAGUCUAACUUAUUCCUAA
Molecule: messenger RNA, 3195 nt
Organism: Bolinopsis microptera
Lineage: Eukaryota; Metazoa; Ctenophora; Tentaculata; Lobata; Bolinopsidae
Exons: 11
Coding region: 240-2594 (784 amino acids)
Source: RefSeq, a predicted model, not a curated record